GCGAGGCGGUGCCACCUCUUCCUCCCGCGCGCCCCGCGGAGCCCCGCCGGAGCCGCUGCGCUCGGCCGCUGACCGACCCGACUGUGCGCCGGCCGCGCCCCCGCCCGUUCAGCAGGAUGUCGGUGAAGGAGGGGGCGCAGCGCAAGUGGGCGGCGCUGAAGGAGAAGCUGGGGCCGCAGGACUCGGACCCCACGGAGGCCAACCUGGAGAGCGCCGACCCCGAGCUGUGCAUCCGGCUGCUGCAGAUGCCCUCCGUGGUCAACUACUCGGGCCUGCGCAAGCGGCUGGAGAGCAGCGACGGUGGCUGGAUGGUGCAGUUCCUGGAGCAGAGCGGCCUGGACCUGCUGCUCGAGGCCCUGGCGCGCCUGUCGGGCCGCGGCGUGGCCCGCAUCGCCGACGCCCUGCUGCAGCUCACCUGUGUCAGCUGUGUGCGUGCCGUCAUGAACUCGCAACAGGGCAUCGAGUAUAUCCUCAGCAACCAGGCCUACGUGCGCCAGCUCUCCCAGGCUCUGGACACAUCCAACGUGAUGGUCAAGAAGCAGGUGUUUGAGCUGCUGGCUGCCCUGUGCAUCUACUCGCCCGAGGGCCACAUGCUGGCCCUGGACGCUCUGGACCACUACAAGACGGUGGGCAGCCAGCAGUACCGUUUCAGUGUCAUCCUGAACGAGCUCGCGGACAGCGACAAUGUGCCCUACCUCGUCACGCUGCUCAGUGUGGUCAACGCCGUCAUCCUGGGCCCUGAGGACCUCCGUGCACGUGCCCAGCUGCGCAGCGAGUUCAUCGGUGACCACCCGCCAGCCCGCCCUGCCGGCCCUGCUGCGCCCGACCCCCCUGUUACCUUUGGUGGACUGGGCCUUCGGGACUCCUGGAUGUUAGCCCCGGGGGCUCUCAGUGUUAGGCUGGCUGGGCAGGGAGGGAGGCGGGUGGCCGGACCUCCAGUUCCAGCCCUGCCAGUCAUGGAUGUGACCAUUAAUGGGCACCACUGUGUGUCCAGCAUGAUGUCUGCCCUCCAGAGAGUCCCUGGCAUCCUGCCCCACCCCAUGGGCUGGGUGCUUUGUGUGGUGGGAGUAAGUCCAGGGAGGUGGAGGGGAGGGGUGCUGGCCAGAGCAGCCGCUGGACCCCUUCACCCCAUCUGUCCCUCUGCAGGGCUGCAGCUGCUGGACGUUCUGACCCGGCUGCGGGACCUGGACGAUGCCGACCUGCUGAUCCAGCUGCAGGCCUUUGAGGAGGCCAGGGCCGAGGACGAGGAGGAGCUGCUGCGUGUCUGCGGCGGCAUCAACAUGAACAGCCACCAGGAGGUCUUCGCCUCCGUGUUUCACAAGGUGAGCUGCUCCCCGGCGUCUGCCCAGCUGCUGUCCAUGCUGCAGGGCCUCCUGUACCUGGAGCCCAGCCGCCCGUCCUGCCAGCUGCUCUGGGAGGCUCUGGAGGGCCUGGUGAACCGGGCCGUGCUCCUGGCCAGUGACACCCAGGAAUGCACCCUAGAGGAGGUGACCGAGCGGCUCCUGUCUGUCAAGGGGCAGCCCCGGCCCAGCUCCCUGAACAAAGCCCACAAGAGUGUCCAGGCUGAUCUAGGCCAGAGUCGGGGCAGCUCCCCCCAGAAUACUGGUGCCCCAAAGGCAGGGGUAGAAGGCCGGCAGCCAGCCGCAGCCCUCGCCUCCCAGCCCGUGGUCAGCAUGCAGAGUGGGAGCCACGUGACAGCCCCACAGCCAGCAGCCCUGGAGCAGCGGGCAGCCCCCCUACCCCCGCCUGCACCCCCACUCCCCGGCUCCCUGACUGUGCCCCCCCCUCCUCCACCCCCACCCCUGCCAGGCCUGGGGACGUCAUUUUCUCCACCCACCCCAUUGCCUGGCUCUACUGGGACCUCACCCCCGCCACCUCCACCGCUCCCCGGCAUGGGGUGCCCCCCUCCACCCCCACCCCUGCCAGGCUCCAGCCCUCCUGCAGUGGGUGCCAUGGAAGAGAUCAUCGUGGCCCAGGUGGACCAUAGCCUGGGGUCCGCCUGGGUCCCAGUCCACCGGCGGGUAAACCCACCCACGCUGCGUAUGAAAAAGCUGAACUGGCAGAAGCUGCCAUCCAACGUGGCUCGAGAGCACAGCUCCAUGUGGGCCCUGCUGAGCAGCCCGGACGCCGACCUGGUGGAGCCCGACUUCUCCCAGAUUGAGCAGCUCUUCUCCUUCCCCGAGGCCAAGCCCAAGGGGGCAGCUGCAGCCCCGGCCAGGAGGGAGCCCAGGGAGAUCACGUUCCUGGACCCCAAGAAGAGUCUGAACCUCAACAUCUUCCUGAAGCAGUUUAAAUGCUCCAACGAGGAGGUCACCACUAUGAUCCGGGCAGGCGACACCACCAGGUUUGACGUGGAGGUCCUCAAACAGCUCCUCAAGCUCCUUCCUGAGAAGCACGAGAUUGAGAACCUGCGCUCCUUCAGGGACGAUCAGGCCAAGCUAGCCAGUGCUGACCAGUUCUACCUCCUCCUGCUGGGCAUCCCCUGCUACCAGCUGCGGGUGGAGUGCAUGCUGCUGUGCGAGGGCACGGCCAUCAUGCUGGACAUGCUGCAGCCCAAGGCCCAGCUGGUGAUCGCCGCCUGCAAUAGCCUGCUCACCAGCCACCAGCUGCCUGUCUUCUGCCAGCUGAUCCUGCAAAUUGGAAACUUCCUCAACUACGGCAGCCACACUGGGGACGCUGACGGCUUCAAGAUCAGCACACUGCUGAAGCUCACGGAGACCAAGUCCCAGCAGGGCCGCGUGACACUACUGCAUCACCUGCUGGAGGAGGUGGAGAAGAGCCACCCGGACCUCCUGCAGCUGCCCCGGGACCUGGAGCAGCCCUCCCGGGCGGCGGGGAUCAACGUGGAGAUCAUCCGCUCAGAGUCCAAUACCAACCUGAAGAAGCUUCUGGAGAUGGAGCAGAGGGUGACCUCGUCCGUCCCCGAGGUGCAGGAGCAGUACGGCGAGCGCCUGCAGACCAGCAUUGCGGCCUCCCAGGCACUGGACAAGGUGUUCCAGGCCAUCGAGCAGAAGAAACAGGAACUGGCCAGCUACCUGUGUGAGGACGCCCAGCAGCUGUCCCUGGAGGACACGUUCAGCACCAUGAAGGCUUUCCGGGACCUCUUCAUCCGCGCCCUGAAGGAGAACAGGGACCGGAAGGAGCAGGCGGUGAAGGCCGAGAAGAGGAAGCGGCAGCUGGCGCAGGAGGAGGCGCGGGGGCCCCGGGGCGAGGAUGGGACGCCCGGCAGGAAGGGCGGCGCGAAGCAGGAGGAGGUGUGUGUCAUCGACGCCCUGCUGGCCGACAUCAGGAAGGGCUUCCAGCUGCGGAAGACGGCGCGGGGCCGAGGGGACCCAGGGUGGGGCGGCAAGGCAGCGCCCCCAGACAGCCCGAGGAGCAAGGCGCCGGCAGCCGCCAGUGACCCCCGAGGAGGCCUCACGGGAGGCAGCAGCUGCCCCACCUCUGAGCCUGUUCUGGGCCCUGCGGUGGCUGGGCAGCCCCCAAGCCGGGACCUAAUGGAUGCCACCACCCCCAGCCCUCAGCCCACCAGAGACGGGCCAGAGGAGGGGAGGCCUGGGCCCCUAGAGAGGUGCUCUUCCUGGUACGUCGAUGCCACUGACAUCCUGACCGCAGAGGACCCCCAGGAUGUCCGGCCCUCUGCAGGGGCCUGGCCGGUGAUGCUGGAAGACACCCAGGCCCUGAAGCCCCUCAAGUUCUCUGGUGACAAGCCCCCUGGGGCCACAGGUUCCAGCCAAGACAUUGAGGGCCCUGCAGCCCCACAGGGCGUCUGCCAGGCCGAGGCCGACCGCGCAGGCAAGGGUCUGGAGUGUGCCGCUCCAUGUGGCCCUGGCAGGGAUGGAGACAGGGACGAAGAGGACACAGCCCCAGAUUCUGCACUGGACACAUCUCUGGACAGGUCUUUCUCCGAGGACGCCGUGACCGACUCCUCAGGGUCUGGCACUCUCCCGAGGGCCCAGGGUCGCACCUCAAAGGGGGCCGGCAAGAGAAGGAAGAAACGCCCCCCAAAGAGACAGGAAGAGGUUGCCCCUGACUCUGACGGUAAUAAAACAAAAAGCCUGUGUGUGACCCAGUAAGGCCCCAGGCCCAGGCCCAAAGCAAAGUGAGAGUGCCCACAGCUGGCGUUAAUACGCGGCGAGCCGCUGGACGUGCUGCUGAGUGGGGCUCCUCCGGGGCCAGGCUGGGACUGGGCCCCCGGGAAACCGAAUCUCCGUGCCUUACCCAGCCAGGGACGUGGGCCUCUCAGAGCCUUCUUGGGGCAUUGUGCCCGGGACCCCGCCUGGUGCCCUCCUGACCGCCUGCACACCCUCAGCCCCUCGUGGUCUGCUUACUGAACACCAACACCCAGGCCCACACUGGGGCACCCGCCAUGGGGCCGGGUCAGGUGGCUGUGUUCCUGGGGUGCCUGAAGCAUGCUCCCCCAUCUGGGGGCCUGGCACCCAGAUUCUUUUGGAGACAGGCCCUCGCAGACCCCUCCCCAUGAAGCCAGGCAGUGCAGAAGCCUCACUGCCCCCCUAAGGGCCCCACUCAGCUGGACUGGAGCAGACUGGUUUUUACCCAAAAUAUGUUUGUUUCUGCCUUUCUGCUGUCCUGUGAUGGCUUAGCUGGGGACAGCUGGUCAUGUUGGGGGGACCCAGGGCCUUGGGCGGGCCAGGGUCUUCCUCGGGGUGGGGGGCGGUGGUCACGGCCCCAUCCCGCUGUGCCCAGCCCUGCACGGGGGAGGUAUAGGCCCUGGCUGCCACACUGUGUAGCCAGGGCCUGGGCCCCUGCCUCCCCCGCCCCAGGUGUGUGCUGCCACGUGAAGGCUGGAGGGCUUUGACCAAUAAAAAGCAAAGUUGGCCCAGAA
This is a messenger RNA of Manis pentadactyla (Chinese pangolin), 4843 nucleotides long. RefSeq names its product inverted formin 2 (gene INF2). Gene Ontology annotation, molecular function: actin binding; small GTPase binding. The transcript is spliced from 22 exons. The record is from RefSeq and is a predicted model, not a curated record. Bases 117 to 4073 code for a protein of 1318 amino acids. Gene Ontology annotation, biological process: actin cytoskeleton organization. NCBI's taxonomy places the organism in Eukaryota, Metazoa, Chordata, Mammalia, Pholidota, Manidae.